GCUUAAACUGCUUUUGAUAUUCUGUUUUAACCAAAAUCAAUUAACGAAAAGUGGUAGAAAGCUCAUGUCUCAAGAGAAGAAGGGCUAAUUGAAGCAUUAUAAUCAAGCUGCACCAACUCCAUCAUAAAUAUUACCAAAAAAACAAAACACCAAAAUUUUGGAAAGAAGAAUAUAAUCACGCUAGUGAAAAAAUAAUUAGAGAAAGCCGACAGAUUUGCAAAAUAUCACCUAACCCACAUCUUCUUACACGACCGUCAGAUUUUGAUGCAAGUAUCAUCAAAGACAAUCACAUAAUCAAAAUCUCUGCUUUAUAUCAUAAAGUCCAGUUUUUUACAGCUGCCCUUUUGCUUCAGACUCGGAUUUUCUCCAUUGAAGCUGGAUUUCUAAGGGAAAGCUAGAAACAAAAAAGUUGAGAGAGAGCUUUGGAUGGUGAAGCUCAAAAACAAAGCAAUGGGCUUCAAAGUUUGUUUCUUUGUCAUCUUAAGUUGUCUUCUUCUAGCUCCAGAGACAACAAUGGCUCAAGAACUGAAGCGUGUAUCGAUCGUUAUUGAAGGAGCUCGUCGAGUCUCUGAGACUGACGAGAACUUUGUCUGUGCGACAUUGGACUGGUGGCCACAUGACAAGUGCAACUAUGAACAAUGUCCUUGGGGCUACUCUUCAGUUAUCAAUAUGGACUUGACCAGACCCCUUCUUUCUAAAGCUAUUCAAGCUUUCAAGCCGUUGAGGAUAAGAAUUGGCGGUUCACUGCAAGAUCAAGUGACUUAUGACGUAGGAAAUCUCAAAACUCCUUGCCGUCCAUUCAGAAAAAUGAACAGCGGUUUGUUCGGAUUCUCUAAAGGAUGCUUGCAUAUGAAGCGAUGGGACGAGCUCCACAGUUUCCUAACCUCAACGGGAGCUGUAGUUACUUUUGGUUUAAACGCUUUGAGUGGGAGACACAAACUCCGCGGGAAGGCGUGGGGUGGGGCUUGGGAUCACGUAAACACUCAAGAUUUCAUUAACUACACAGUCUCAAAGGGUUACGCUAUUGAUUCUUGGGAAUUUGGAAACGAGCUAAGUGGAAGCGGGGUUGGAGCGAGUGUGAGCGCAGAGCUUUACGGGAAAGACUUGAUUGUACUUAGAGAUGUAAUCAACAAAGUUUAUAAAGACUCUCGGUUAGUCAAGCCUAAACUUGUCGCUCCUGGAGGAUUCUAUGAACGACCAUGGUACUCCAAACUUCUUCAGAUCUCUGGUCCUGGUGUUGUUGACGUUGUGACUCAUCAUAUGUACAAUCUUGGUUCAGGAAAUGAUCCUGCGCUGGUAAAGAAGAUACUGGAUCCGAGUUUCUUAAGCAAGGUAUCUGAAACAUUCAAGGAUGUGAACCAGACAAUUCAAGAACAUGGACCGUGGGCUUCUCCUUGGGUUGGAGAAUCUGGUGGAGCUUACAAUAGUGGUGGCCGUCAUGUUUCGGAUACAUUCAUUGAUAGCUUCUGGUAUCUAGAUCAGCUUGGAAUGUCGUCGAGACACAACACUAAAGUUUACUGCAGACAGACUCUGGUUGGUGGGUUUUACGGCUUGCUCGAAAAGAACACGUUUGUUCCAAAUCCAGAUUACUAUAGCGCUCUGCUUUGGCAUCGGUUGAUGGGAAAAGGUGUUCUCGCGGUUCACACAGAUGGACCGCCACAGCUACGGGUGUACGCACAUUGUUCAAAAGGAAGAGCUGGUGUGACGUUGCUUCUGAUAAAUCUAAGCAAUCAAUCGGAUUUUACGGUUAGUGUCAGCAAUGGCAAAAAGUUGGUUAUGAAUGUGGAAUCGAAGAAGAAGAAGAAGUCAUUGUUGGAUACAUUGAAAAAAACAUUUUCUUGGAUUGGAAGCAAAGCUUCUGAUGGAUAUUUAAAUCGAGAAGAGUAUCAUCUGACACCUGAAAACCGUGACUUGAGGAGCAAAACAAUGAUCUUGAAUGGUAAACCGUUAAAACCGACUGCAACAGGAGAUAUCCCGAGCCUUGAACCGGUCAUCCGUGGUGUAAACUCUCCUGUUAACGUCUUGCCAUUGUCGAUGGCGUUCAUUGUGUUGCCUAAUUUUGAAGCUUCUGCUUGUUCAUGAAGUUAUUGGAAACAAAAAAAAAGUAUAAGAAAAAGGGGAAAGAUGUAAUUUUAUUGGUAAUUGUAUCUAUUGAUGGUAAUAAAGGUACAAAUUUCUAUUUCAAAUGAAAAAAAUUAUACAUGAUA
This is a messenger RNA of Camelina sativa (false flax), 2207 nucleotides long. Its product is annotated as heparanase-like protein 1. Gene Ontology annotation, molecular function: beta-glucuronidase activity. Lineage: Eukaryota; Viridiplantae; Streptophyta; Magnoliopsida; Brassicales; Brassicaceae. Gene Ontology annotation, cellular component: membrane; plant-type cell wall. The record is from RefSeq and is a predicted model, not a curated record.